This is a messenger RNA of Xyrauchen texanus (razorback sucker), 4664 nucleotides long. RefSeq names its product tubulin polymerization-promoting protein. The transcript has 5 exons. The record is from RefSeq and is a predicted model, not a curated record. Gene Ontology annotation, molecular function: tubulin binding. NCBI's taxonomy places the organism in Eukaryota, Metazoa, Chordata, Actinopteri, Cypriniformes, Catostomidae. Gene Ontology annotation, cellular component: microtubule. Bases 260 to 952 code for a protein of 230 amino acids. Gene Ontology annotation, biological process: microtubule bundle formation; microtubule polymerization; positive regulation of protein polymerization.
UGCACUCUGGUUUGUUGAGUGCGAAGUGACAGCGCGCGUGCCAAUCGACGCGCGGCGCUUCAUCCGCGAGCGUGUUCAGGCAGCGUCGCGUCUUUAUUCUCACAGACAUCUGAUGUAAACACAUCCUCUGUAGACACUGACAAAGAGCAGAAGACGACAGAAGAAACAGCACUCAGGUGCAUCAAGAAACACAAGGAUCGACCCGAGCAACACUGACGUGGAAUCAGAGAGCUGGAGGGGCAGUCGAGGGCAAAGCAACAUGGAGGAGUUUAAAGUCCAGACCGCCAAACACCCGGUACCCAACAGCUCACCCAUGAGGCCCAACAGCGAGCACUCUAAAGAGCAUACGGCCAAACGUCUGUCCUCCGCAUCCAACGGCACGAGCGAUGGAGGCGCGGGCGCUAAAACACCCGUGGAGAUCACGGCGCUGGAGGACUCGUUCCGCAAGUUCGCCAUUCACGGAGACACGCGCGCCACCGGCAAAGAAAUGAACGGCAAGAACUGGUCCAAACUCUGCAAAGACUGCGGCGUCAUCGAUGGCAAGAACAUCACCCUCACAGAUGUGGACAUAGUCUUCUCCAAAGUCAAGAUCAAAUCCAGCCGCACCAUCACAUACAGCCAGUUCAAAGAAGCUCUCGCGGAGCUCGCCGGGAAACGCUUCAAAGAGAAAAGCAGCGAGGACGCCGCAGAAGAGGUUUACAAAAUGAUAGAAGGGAAAUCGCCCGUUAUAUCUGGAGUUACGAGAGCCGUGGCUUCGCCCACCGUGUCCCGUUUGACGGACACCACCAAGUUCACCGGCUCUCACAAGGAGCGUUUCGACCAGACGGGGCGCGGGAAGGGAAAGGCGGGACGAGUGGAAGUGGUUGACACAUCGGGAUACGUGCCUGGAUACAAGCACGCAGGGUCGUACGAGAAGAAAGUUCAAGGGAAACCGCCACAGAAACCCAUGUGAGAUACGCGGCAGAAGACAAACCCCCGACUCUAUAAAGCACAAAAGGAUUUUCCGUUUCCAUUGAGGGUCUCUUUAUACUCUGUGGUUUUAUGUAUCUUUUCCUAUGUGUGUGUUUUUUAACUGGAACACUGUUUACAACCGAACAAAGUCAUCGCCAGCUGGUACAUUCCUAACAAACUGCAUGUUGAUGCAGUGCAAUAGCUCAUGCCAACCACAAAGUGACGCUCUACUGCUGUUACGCUAAUGAAAUAAAUGCACAUUUGGGCAUUUGACAUUUUUUUACGUUCCAGUCGAGUAAGGCCAGAAACAUAUGUAACGCAUGUAUGCAUACACACAUGCUUGAUCAGCAUAUUGCAUGUACAAGGUCCCGUUAUACAUACUUAAUGUGCGUUAUUAUGCUACUGUGACGUAACAUACUCCAGCACUAUAGGGGGCGAUAGAGUUUUCUUCAAAUGUCCGUGACGUUAAACCAGAUGAGUUAUCAAUCAGGUAGCUAGCUAUUAAAUGUAAUGAAAGUUUAGUAACGUCAACAUACUUGCUCUCUUCAAACUGUUGUCCCCUCGUGACCAGUGUUGGGUGUAAUCUAAUUACAAAGUAAUUAAUUACUGUAAUCAAAUUACUUUUUAGUCACAGUGUAAUAAUUACAUUUUUAAUUCUUAUCAGAUUACACUUAAUGGCUUUCUAUGAAGUUAAUUACCAAGUCUCUUAAGUUACACUUUAUUUUAAAUAAUAUUAAUUUACGUAGAAUAUAAUUGUGUUUCCACGACAGCUGACGAGUCGCUAACGAGUCAUUGGACGGGAGAAACGCGAGGUGCCGAGUUUGACUCUCAUGCAACAAUGAACAAGGGAGAUUAUAUAUAGAGAUUAUUUUGAGUUCCUAGAGCGUAACAACAAAACGGAUUAGGUGUUUUAGAAAGUAAUUUAAAGUAAUUUGUAAUCUGAUUACUUUUCAUUAAGUAAUCAGUAAAGUAAUUUAGUUACAAUUUUAGAGAUUUAAGUACAUACCCAACACUGGUCAUGACAGUAGCUGACCUGAAAGAGAAAACUGACCAUAGAAGAACAGAUUGCGAUCAUUUCCGCUAUAGCGCCCCCUUGUGGGCAUUUCGCAACACAGUGAUGCACGAAACCCAGCUUGCAUAGCCAGACACUUUUGCAUUCACAUACUUGCGAAAGACUAUGUAUCGGGCCUAAAAAAAUAGUUCUAAAAAAUAUAUAUAUUUUUAAUUUAUUUGUCUUAUCAAAAAUGAUGUAUUAUUUUAUUUAAGUCAUUUGGACCGAUGGUUUUAAAACCUGACCUUGACAACGGUUUUAUUCUGCUAUGUUGUUAUUAAAACUAAUCUUAGAUUUCAAAACUAAAGUCAAUUCUACUGAUUUUUGACAUAUCUUUGGUCAUUAACCGAAUGCAAUGGUCAUUCCAAACUGUUCGUUUGAUGCAUAAAACUGCUUGUGCUCAUGAUUGUAUAUCUAGUAGUUUGGUUGAUGCUUCUAUCCUGUAUUUAGGUAUGUCAACUUCAUGGCAUAACUAUACAUUUCUAAUCGUAUAAUGGCAUAAUAAUGAACACUGGCUGUGUGUUGUUUUAAGGUAAUUGUGGAAUGAUUAUUAAUCAUAUUAUGUGAAGGAACCCGGCAUCAGAAUCUGUCCAAUAUGCAAUGGAUAACAUAUAGACUUAAUAACUACGUCAUAGAAAUAGGGAUCACGCCACUAAGGCACGCCUCUGUCUGUCCUAACUAAAAGCUUUGGCCAAACGUUAAAAAUGAACAAUAUAGUUGGUAGUUUCUAACGAUUUGAACACGUCUAAACAGGCCCACACAGACUGUGUUUAACUCUCCCGGAAGAGCGAAAUUAUGCAGAUUUGGAACACGUGAUAUUCACAAAAUUGCGCCGUUGAAAUCGUUUUUUUAAAAGUUCGCUAAGGUGCAUUUAAUACAUUUGACCAUAUUCAAAUCUGUUUUACACUUUCCCCAAAAUGAACGCAGAUCAUUUAUCUGAUUAAAUCUGCAGAUGAAAAGCAAUAGAACAAACUCGUAAAUGUAGGUAUUAAAGGUAUUUUGUAUUCUGCUGUGGUUUUGGUUUGAAAAGCACUGUUAUUAUAUCAAGGCACUUUGCUUUUUUUGUUAGUAUGUGCAAUGAUUCUGCCAACAGAACAAUGUUUACAAGAGUCCAACUCUAGCCAAAUGAUAUGCAGUAACUAACAGUGGCACGGCACAAGUGUUAAAUCUAAACCAAUACGUUCCCUUUAUUGUACCGGUGUUCAUGUGUUGUGUAAUGCACUGCCAUCUGAACACAAGAUGCAAUUUUCAGGGUUUCCACAUUAUUUAACCAAUUCAUUUCCAUGAACUUUAUAGUUCUUUAAAACUGGAUUUUUAAACCAUUCACACCGAUUCGAUAAUUAUUCUACUCGAGCAAUAAUGUGUAUUGGAGCAAAAAUGUAUAUUCAUUAUAGAAAUGUUGGUAACACUUUACAAUAAGGUUUUAGAUAUUGUUAAUGUAUUCAUUGUGAAAUAACAAUUAACAGAUUAUUAUUUAUUUUUUUAAGUGAGUUUGAAUCCAGGGCGUGCUGAGUGACUCCAGCCAGGUCUCCUAAGCAACCAAAUUGGCCCGGUUGCUAGGGAGGGUAGAGUCACAUGGGGUAACCUCCUCAUGGUGGUGAUUAGUGGUUCUCGCUCUCAAUGGGGCGUGUGGUGAGUUGUGUGUGGAUCGUGGAGAGUAGCAUGAAGCCUCCACAUGAUGUGAGUCUCCUAAGCAACCAUAUUGGUCCGGUUGCUAGGGAGGGUAGAGUCACAUGGGGUAACCUCCUCGUGGUCGCUAUAAUGUGGUUCUUGCUCUCGGUGGGGCGUGUGGCGAGUCGUGCGUGGAUGCAGCGGAGAAUAACGUGAAGCCACAUGCGCAAUGUCUCCAUGGUAACGCGCUCAACAAGUCAUGUGAUAAGAUGCGCGGAUUGACGGUCUCAGACGCGGAGGCAACUGAGAUUCGUCCUCCGCCACCCGGAUUGAGGCGAGUCACUGCGACACCACGAGGACUUCGAGCACAUUGGGAAUUGGACGUUACAAAUUGGGGAAAAAAUCCCAAAAAGCUUUUCAUUGUUAGUUUAUCCCAGGUUAUAAUGCAUUAACUAAUGUUAGCAUAUACAACUUUUAAUGUUAAAAAAGUUUCGUAAAAAUUAAAAUCGAACAUGAACCAAGUUUAUUUAAUCCUGUAAAAGUUUUGUUCAUUGUUAGGUCAUGUUAACUAAUCGUGUUAGCUAAUGCUAUUACAUCGCUAGCUGGGAUACUCGAUUCUGAUUGGUCAAUGGCGCCAUCUAGCGGUCUGACAUCUCUGAGUAACAACCGCAGAUCCAGGGAUUAAGACGUAUCGGACCGCUUAUACGGGUAUUUGCAAGCCUUCUUUCCUGCUUCUUACUGUGCGAUCUUUACAAGUAAGCUAAUAAAAUUAUUUAAACUCAAAUUAAUGUUUCAUGUACAUUUAUUUAUUUGGCGUCUAGUUUUUUAAAUAAGCUGUAUAGUGAGGGGCCUGGGUAGCGCAGCGGGUAUUGACGCUGACUAUCACACCUGGAGUCGUGAGUUUGAAUCCAAGGCGUGCUGAGUGACUCCAGCCAAGUCUCCUUAGCAACCAAAUUGGCCCGGUUGCUAGGGAGGGAAGAGUCACAUGGGGUAACCUCCUCGUGGUCGCUAUAAUGUGGUUCUCGCUCUCAAUAGGGCAUGGGAUGAGUUG